Molecule: messenger RNA, 583 nt
Organism: Sander lucioperca (pikeperch)
Lineage: Eukaryota; Metazoa; Chordata; Actinopteri; Perciformes; Percidae
Gene: mt2
Product: metallothionein 2
Exons: 3
Coding region: 254-436 (60 amino acids)
Molecular function (GO): metal ion binding
Source: RefSeq, a predicted model, not a curated record
CGCCAACUCGUCCUCGCCUGGGAAUCUCUGCUCUCGUCUCGCUGGUUGUUGGUCUCACCAACAAGUCGUGUGCACAAUCCCAUUCCUCCUACAUGCGUGCGUGCAGCGUGACAGGCGCAGUUUGCACGCGGUCCUGUUGUCCCCAGGACGCAAUAAAAGCGCCGCCCAUUCUGUAGCAGCCACAACACUCGACUCGACUGAGACCCGAGACACAGCACCUUCACACGAAGACCAGCGAAAUCUACUGAAAAAAAUGGAUCCUUGCGACUGCUCCAAGAGUGGAACCUGCAACUGCGGAGGAUCCUGUACUUGCACAAACUGCUCCUGCACCACCUGCAAGAAGAGCUGCUGCCCAUGCUGCCCAUCCGGCUGCACCAAAUGCGCCUCUGGAUGUGUUUGCAAAGGGAAAACUUGUGACACCGCCUGCUGCCAGUGAGGAUCCUCCUGUAACAUCAGCCCUGUUUUGCCCUUGUAAUUGAGCCGGUGUGCACUACUUUGAAUUAAUUGCAGCUGCAAGUGUCUACAGAGAAUAAUGCAUUUUGUACUGUGUUCAGUGUUGAAAUAAAUGUGAUCCCUAAUGUGA